AACCAGGAGGAAUACAGAAAAGAAAUAAAACGUCUACAAAGCGAAAUCGAGCGUGGUCGAACGUCUAUGUCGACACGGGAUGAGCGAGUACUCGAACCUGUCUUCAAAUAUGUGGGGAACAAAAAACAAUACGAGCUAAAUAACAGCGUCGCUGACAAGAUUCAAGUAGCCCUAACGACUACCGACGAACAGCAACGAACGGCUGCGUUGAACGAAGGUAAGAGCUUGCUAAAUGAAAGAAACAAACAUAUUUUGUUAGCAGAGAAAUUUGGUUGGGACACGGUCGAAUGCUACACUGCUGAGCCUCUUGCCGCCGAUGCAGACGAUGAAAAACGGAUUAAAAAGGCUGUGAAGGAGAGUCAGCGUGUUAGGGACGAAAAGAAAAAGAAAUUAGGACAGUCUACGAAAUCUAAGAGGCAGUUUAUGUGGUCUAGCGGGUCCCAAACGGAACGUAAGGGCGUUGUUGACAGAGCAUCGUUUCCCGCGCAACGGGGGGUUUUGGCGGGAAAGUCGGAGGUAUUGCGUAACAAUACAAGCGGUGUUUGUUUUCGUUGCCUCAGACCCGGCCAUUUCGCUAGGGAUUGUCGAUCCGCAAACACAAGAACAGUCACUUUUAAUGGAGCACAACCUAGUGGACCCUCUUUGCAACCAAAUACCCAGUGAUUGGGAGAGGGAUAACUUUGUAAAUAGUAGGAAUGAUUCAUGUACUAAUAUUGAUGGUUCAAAUUAUUGUUCGUUUGUUGAUAUUGAAAACUUGGAGCUUUGCUCAGGUACAAUAGUGAAGGGACGACUGCGAGAAAACAUUUCUUUUUGGGAGAACAUUGGGACUAACCGAUGGGUACUGGAGAUAAUUCGGGAAGGAUACUGUUUACCGUUUAUUGACAUGCCAGAGCAAGUAGUGUUAUCUAAUCACAGGAGUGCUUUCAAAUCAUCCGAAUUUGUGACACAAGAAAUAGCCAAACUUCGGUUAUCUGGGGUGCUAGUGGAGGUAAAAGCACACAAGUUGACUGUCUGUAAUCCCCUGGGCGUAGUGUUUAAUAAUGCACAGAAGCCCAGAUUGAUUCUGGACUUGCGUUAUGUCAACAAGCAUUUGCGAUCUUGUAAGUUCCAAUACGAGGACAUUCGGACAGCUGCAAACUUGUUCAAAAAAGGGGAUUGGUUUUUCAAGUUUGAUUAUGCCAGUGGAUAUCAUCACAUCGAGAUUUUCCCUGAGCAUACCCAAUUUCUUGGUUGCUCAUGGGAGGUUAAUGGUGUCCAAAAAUUUUUUAAAUUUACAGUCCUCCCAUUUGGUUUGUCCACUGGCCCGUAUGUAUUUUCUAAGGUGCAGAGGGCUUUAGUUAAACACUGGAGAGGGAAAGGGUUCAGAGUUUUUACAUACCUUGAUGACGGUGCUGGAGCAGAGACUAGCUUGGAGGAGGCUCUAAAAACAGCAACCCUGGUGAGACAGGACAUUGCAGACAGUGGGUUUGUAGCUCAUAAGGAUAAAUGUCAAUGGGAACCGGUCCAAUCAGGGGAGUUACUUGGGUUUGUUAUGGACCUGAAAUCUGGUACAUUUCGUGUUCCACAAAGGAGGGUAGAAUCCCUUCAAGAAGGCCUGCAGUAUGCUGUGUCGAAAGGCUUUGUUUCAUCUGCUCGAUCCCUUUCUCGACUUACUGGUAUGUUGGUGUCCAUGGGGUUGGCUAUUGGCCCGGUGGUUCGUCUCUGGACUAGGGCUUUGUAUCGUGAGAUCCUUCAAGCCCCAUCCUGGGAUAUACUGUUUGCCCUUUCAACCGAAGCGCAGCAAGAGAUAUAUUUCUGGAUUGAUAAUUUUGAUAAUGGUGGUUAUCCUAUUUGGUCCCCAAGUCCAAAAAUUGACGUGAUGACUUACUCUGAUGCUAGUGCUACAGGUUGGGGUGGAUAUGCAGUUCAGAUUGGUGAACAAUCUGCUAUCGGUUGUUGGUCGGAAACUGAAGUGCAUAAAAGUUCCACAUGGAGGGAGAUCAGAGCAACUAGACUAGUAUUGGAAUCUCUCAUUCUCAGUCUUCAGGGAAGGGAGGUACGUCACAGGACUGACAAUAUGAACACUGUGCAUAUUUUGUCUGUGGGUAGCCGGAAGCAGGACCUUCAUCGGGAGGCAGUGGAAAUUUACAAACUGUGCCAAAAGAAUGGCAUACGCUUAUCAGUCGAGUGGGUUAGCAGGGAUGACAAUGAACAGGCAGAUGCCUUGUCUAGGGUGGAGGAUGCAAAUGACUAUAGUUUGGACCCCUUGGUGUUCCAGCGGUUGGACAAAGAGUGGGGUCCUCAUACAGUGGAUCGUUUUGCAACUGUGCAUACCAAACAACUUCCACGGUAUUGCAGUCGGUUUCGAAAUCCUGGUUGUGAGGCUGUGGAUGCCUUCACUGUUUCUUGGAGAGGAGAAACUAAUUGGGUUUUUCCUCCCCCCUACCUGAUCCCACGAGUGUUAAGACAUAUGGCAGAGGGUAAAGAAUUUGGAACACUUAUAUUACCGGAAUGGCAUUCUGCCCCAUGGUGGCCAUUGUUGAUUACCAAACAAGGAUUAUGGCAGGAAUUUGUCAGGGCCUGUUGCCGAUUUCAACCAUAUGAUGGCAUCUUGGUACCCGGUUCAGCAGCAAGUGGCCAAUUUGCUUCGGGUGUACCGCCCUAUACAAUUGUGGCAUUGAGGCUCAGUUUUGUGGCAGAAUGAUAGCAGUGGUGAGUUUUACCCAGUGCAUGGCACGAUUACAGGCAAAUGCUGAAAGGCCUGUAGGGACAAAUAGCCUGUUAGGAGCAGUUAGCCUGCAAAGGCACAGUAGCCUGUUAGGGGCACAAUAGCCUGUUAGGGGCACAAUAGCCUGUAAGGGCACAAUAGCAUGUAGGGGCACAAUAGCCUGUAAGGGGCAUAAUAGCCUGUAAGGGGCACAAUAGUCUGUAAGGGGCACAAUAGCCUGUAGGGGCACAAUAGCCUGUAAGGGGCACAAGAAGGGGCACAAGAGCCUGUAUGGGGCACAUUAGCCUGUAAGGGGCACAAUAGCCUGUACAGGGCACAAUAGCCUGUAUGGGCACCAAAAAAAAAAAAAAAAAAAAAAAAUCCUGUAAGGGGUUUGGUAGCCUGUUUGGGGUUUGGUAGCCUGCAAGGCAGUAUAUUGCCUGUUAAGGGCACAACAACUUGUUGGGGUACAAUACCCUGGGGACCACCCCUUUUUAGGGGCAUGGUCGGGUAGUUUUUUAAAAAAAAAAAAAAUUUGCGUUUUUUCAGUUGCAGUGGUGCAAGCUGUUGCAAAAGAGGUGGUGUUACCGGCUGAACUGGAACCUACAUGUUUCAAAGAUCCAGAAUUGGCUCGAUUAGCCAAUGUGCUGCCUGGGAUUCUGGUGCAGGACAGGGCCGAUAAAACUGUUAAAACUUAUCUGGGGGCAUACCGUAGGUGGAAGCAGUGGGCAAUCCAUCGGGGUGUGGUUCCCUUGCCGGCCGAGACAGUGCCCUUUGCAUUGUAUCUAGUCUUUCUUAUCCAACAAGAACGAUCGGUGGCAGCAGUUAACUCUAUAGUGUAUGGCGUUAGCUGGGUACACAAGAAGGGGGGUUUCCUGGAACCUUCGCAGCAUCCGUUAGUUAAACAGCUAAUGGAAGCAGCACGACGGAUCCUGGCAAAACCGGCAACGCGGAAGUCUCCUCUUGGAGCCGACUUGGUGAGGAAGUUAGUGCUGCGCUUGGAGCAAGGUAGUCUGGCGGAGUUGCAGUUAGCCACGUUGAUCGCCUUGGGAUUUUUUGGUUUUCUGCGAUGGGAUGACCUAAGUAAUUUGACCGCAGACAAUAUCCAAAUUGAGGAUUCGCAUAUGGCAUUGUUCUUAGAAAAACGAAAAAAUGACCAGUUUAGAGACGGUUCGUGGGUGUUCAUUUCAAGCUCGGAAGUGAAACCGUGUCCAGUGGAAGUAGUAAAGAAAUUCCUAGUGCAAGGUUGUCAUGCGCAGGGAUCCAAGUUAUUUCGGCGAGUCCAGCAUACAAAAAAUGGCUGGCAACUAAAGAAGCAGGGCAUGUCCUAUAGUAGGGCCAACCAACUACUGAAAGCAGAGUUAAAGAAGGAAGGACUGAAUGUCAGUCGCUAUAGCCUACAUAGUCUACGUGCAGGUGGGGCGUCGGCAGCAGCAGCUUUGGGUGUACCGGACCGGUUGUUCCAACGACAUGGAGGCUGGAGAAGUGAGACAGCUAAGAAUAAUUAUCUAGAAGAGAGCCUGGACUCUUUGUUAUUAGUUACUAAAUCUAUUCAGGAUAAGAACACCUAAUAUAAGUCUAGCUGAACAUUCUCCUAAGCUCUUUGUGACACUAUGCGUUUUGAGCUUGCGUGUGCAGCAUCCCUCAGCGGUGUGUGGGAAGUGUUAUUUUCUGCCGGCUGAGGAACGAAAGAGGCAGAAAAUGUUUUUCUCACACACUGCUGGGGGACUGGAUCAAGGGUGGGGUCCAGGUCACCGAAUCACUUUUUUGCUUGCCUGUGCUAGCCUGACCUGUGUCCCACCCACCCACCCUAUUGGCAGGUAUCCUGGUUGAUAUUUUGUUGCGAUCCUCGUUUGUAAAUAUGAGAUAUUGUUAAUAAUUAAUUAAAGGUCAGGCUUGCGUGUGCAGCAUCCCUCAGCGGUGUGUGGGAACAAAUAUAUGGGAUAUGGUAUUUCCAAGAUAUGGUAUCAUCAAUCAUAACCCCUAAAUAUUUUAUAUGAUCUUUUCUUUCUAAAGGAACACAAGAACCAUCUGCGUUUUGUAUCUUUAUGUCAAUUUGCAUGUCCUUUUUUCUAGCUGACUUAAUAAUCAUAAAAUUUGUCUUAGAGAAAUUUAUUGACAAUUUAUUUGAAUUACACCAUUCUUUAACCUUGGAAAUCUCAGUGUUGAUUAAAGUUUCUAGUUCCUGAAUAUUUCUAGAUGAGGCAAAUAUGUUAGUGUCAUCUGCAAACAAUCUAAACUUUAAUUUGUUAGAGCAGUUUGGCAAGUCAUUAAUAUAUAUUAGGAACAACAAUGGUCCAAGUGUGCUUCCCUGAGGAAUCCCACAUGUCAUUGUUUGUUUAGAUGACUGAAAAUCCCCUAAAGCCACAUACUGUUGUCUAUCAGUAAAUAUAGAACCUUGAAAGAAAUUUCAUUGCAUUUUAACGGAACUUCGCAUUCAGUUCAAGGGCCAGUCAUUGUUCGUGGAGAAAUAUUUUAUUUCAGUUUGUGACACUUUUAUUUAUUGAUAUAUAUUAAAUUAUAUAAAUAUAAAAUAUAAACCUCCCGCCUCUUCGACAUUUUCAAAGUGUAGUGAUGAGAAUCAAGGAAUUUAUUUUAUGUGGCCUAAGGUGUGGUAACAAGCAGGUAUAACAACACUCAUCUCAAAGUGAGCUCAUGGACUUGGACUUAUCUCAAAGUGAGCACAAAUAAAUUUCAACUUUUCUCUUUGACAUAUUUGUUUUUUCUUGUUUAUUUACCUGUUAUAUAGCUAGCCAUAGAUAUUGGGAAGAUGAAUUUAGAUGCAGUUAGAUAAUUUAAUGUUCAGUGUGACUGUAAGUUUACAUUCAAGUACAAGUCACCGAAAUGUACACAUUUUUUGAAUCAAUAAUAUACUAUACUAAUAGUACCCCGGCUGGCAGCCAAGCAAUUGGAAACAUAGUUUUCUGGCUGGCAGCCGGCAUCAAACACGCUAAUCGGGUGAGCUGGACUUAGCAUGGCUAUUAAAUAAUUGGCGCCACAGCAAUACAAAUCUGACCUUUUUUCGCUCUGUGCUCCUCCAAAUAUAACCAUGGUAUUACCAAUAACAGAAGCUGAAUGGCCUGCCCGAGGACACGGAUAGCUCUCGUCAGCCCUCAUCCCUGUCCAAUGUUUGUCAACAAAACCUAAAAUUUGUACAUCGUUAAAAAACUUGCCAUUGGACGGCAUCAAAGAUCUGGGCGGCUGACAACAUCCACCAAAAAGAAUCAUAAUGCAGCUGUUUUUAGUGCAAUAACUGACUAAUGUAGCACAUUCUCUUGGUACUGGAGUAAAUCCGCUUGUGGUAACUUUUGACCAUUUCUGCUCUGCCAAACAAAACACAAACAAAUCGUUGUAGACAGUAUUUGUUGACGAACAUCCACCAAAUAUACAAAGCUUUCCCUUCAAAACACAUGAAGCAUGAGAAAAUCUCGGAGCAGGGCUCACACGUGAAGUAUUAGCAUAUUUCCUCCAGUAAAUUUUGCCAUUUUUUACAGAUUGCAAAAACGUUUCAUGUCGUUUAUUGCGUAUUCUGAGCAGAAGUCUAUUCCAUAAAGUACAAACGAGUCUCCCCAGGUUUUGGUCAGACCUUAACCAUAAAUAACACAAGAUUUUCUCGACAAUUUCUUCAGGUAGUCGCAUGAACAAACAGGAAUCGUCCUUAACACAAGCAGAUAAAUUGGCCGCCAUAUUGAAUUUGAAAAUUUGUGAAUUCCUUCGCAAGACAG
This is a messenger RNA of Paramuricea clavata, 6411 nucleotides long. The record is from the annotation of a GenBank genome assembly. Lineage: Eukaryota; Metazoa; Cnidaria; Anthozoa; Malacalcyonacea; Plexauridae.